GAAGGAUGUUUCCUCCAGUCCUGUGUCCUGCCUAUUUUCUGCAAAAACAAAUAUCGAUGCAACUGGUUAUUCGAAACCCACUGGUACCUGUACGGAACAGCUCGCUGCUCCGCUAGGAACAAUGUGUCAGACAAAGAAGAAAGCGCCAGUCUUUCGACGGCGCAGAACUUCGGAGAUACUCCAGUAGUAGUAGCGACAGAAAAGGGCUUCUUCCGCCGUCUACGUUGUUUCAAUCAUGAGGGUGUAAAGAUUUGAACACUACGGGGACUGGCAUUUAAAGGAGACACUUCACGCUAGCCGCGAUACUCAAUAUAUGGCUUUCAUCAUGAUGAAGAAAAAGAAAUUUAAAUUUAAAGUAGAUUUUGAACUGGACGAACUCUCUUCUGUUCCCUUUGUUAACGGUGUGUUGUUCUGUAAAGUCAGGCUUCUAGAUGGUGGCUUUUCGGAGGAGUCCUCUCGGGAGGUGGUCCAGGCCAACUGUGUGCGCUGGAGGAAGAGGUUCUCCUUCCCGUGUAAGAUGAGUGCCAGCGCUAGCACGGGACUGCUGGAUCCCUGUGUCUGCCGGGUGUCCGUGCGCAAGGAACUGAAAGGUGGAAAGACAUAUGCAAAGCUUGGAUUCGCUGACCUAAAUUUGGCAGAGUUUGCCGGCUCUGGGAAUACCACUCGGAGGUGUUUACUGGAAGGAUAUGACACCAAGCACACGCGUCAGGAUAACUCCAUCCUGAAGGUGCUUAUCAGCAUGCAGCUGAUGUCUGGAGAUCCCUGUUUUAAAACGCCUCCCUCGACUGCGAUGUAUAUAGGGAUACAAGGAGACACCGAAUGUCUGCAUGGAGACAGAAAGGGGGGGGACAUGCAGAAAGUCUUCUUUGGGAUUUCAGAGACCCAAGGAAAGUGCUCCUCUGUCCCCGACGAGCUGACAGGGUGUGGCCACUCCAGAACCUCCAGCUAUGCUAGUCAGCAGUCUAAAGUAUCAGGGUACAGCACGGGGCACUCUCGCUCCUCCAGCCUGUCGGAGUUCUCUCACAGGAGAAACACCUCGGUGGGCAGCGCCUCCACUGGCAUCGGCAGCAUCCCGGAGCCCAGCGAGGAGCGGGAGCCCAGAACGGCGCCCCCUACCGCUGCCGCCGCCGCUGCGUGCGCGUCCGUGCCGGAGCACCCCGGCACGCCCAUCAAGAGCGCGUCGUCCUCCGAGCGCCUCAACAGGCAUCCGGUGAAGCAGGACUCGAUGGAGUCACAGCUGAAGCGGGUGGAUGCCACCAGGGUGGAUGCUGAUGACGUGGUAGAGAAGAUCCUCCAGAGUCAGGACUUCACCCCCAGCCUGCUGGACUCCAGCGCUGAAGAGGAGGGUCUGCGCCUCUUUGUGGGUCCCGGGGGAAGCACUGCGCUUGGCAGUCAUCAUCUCCCUACCAGGGUUGGCGCCGGGGCUUACGAGCAGGUGGUGAUAAAGCGUUAGCUCCAGAAGACGCCCGGCUGAGAGGUGGCACAACCGGAGUCUGACGGGCCGAUGUGGCGGCAGUUGUACCUCAUCUCAUUCUGGCAGCACGGUUUUUAAACUUGAACCCGAGGUUGGCGGAGUGGACUGUGUGUAGCCCCCUGACAGAAACGAUGCCCCCUGGUGUGCUAGUAGCACUGGCUAACUGACGUCCGUGUUUGUCUCACAAGGUCAAAGGAUCACGAGCUGAGGGGAUUUAUGGAUGUGUGUGUUAAGCUACAGUGUGACAUGUGUGCCAUUCAUGUCAUAUCGUGAAUUAAAUGCCAUCGGGAACACCAGACUUACGCUCCAUUUGAAACUGGAGAGGAAUACUGUGUUCUGUUAAUCUCUGUCUUAUCUCUCUUCUGUUCAGACAAAAAAACAUGUUUUAGCUAUUAUUUUAUAUAAGUAUUGAGUGGGACCUUCCUGUAAUACUUAGUUGUAUUGUUUUCAUGCUGCUAAAAGGUCUAUUUCCAAAAUACACCCGUGGUGUUAGCGUAUAUAGCCAUUAUAUAUGAAUGGGAGCGUCUUGGACUACCAAGCUCAGGGUUGUGCUGUUGAUGGUGUGGGCUGUCUUUGUUGUGGUAAUAACAUGAAAACUGACUGAAGAACCACAAACUCAGGAAAACGGAAAGAGGAGGCAGACACUGUGAAAGCUCACCCAGCUCCGAAGGCCCGUGAUUUUAUGAAGGUCAAAAUUAAAGUGGCAGGGGAAGAAGAGGAGGCAGUAAAGAUGGGGAAGAAGAUACGAGUUUGUUGAUUAACUUUAGAUGUAGCUCAGCUCAGUUGCGUGAUGAUGGAGGACAGGGAGAUUGAAAGAGUAGUGAUUUUCGCGAAGCAGGUGUAAUUCUGAAAAUGGACAGUUCUGGGGAGUUGAUGCAUUGUUGCAACUUCAAGAGCUGAUGGGCUUUAAAUCUCAUAGGGCACUGUUGCCAGAUGAAUUGUGCUUUUGAUGCCACUCAGGUUUCAAACCACAGUUCCAGCUCUGCCUGUAG
Megalops cyprinoides (Indo-Pacific tarpon) is the source of this 2466-nucleotide messenger RNA. It is a transcript of the gene eeig2b, whose product is annotated as family with sequence similarity 102 member Bb. The transcript is spliced from 11 exons. The record is from RefSeq and is a predicted model, not a curated record. NCBI's taxonomy places the organism in Eukaryota, Metazoa, Chordata, Actinopteri, Elopiformes, Megalopidae. Bases 314 to 1453 code for a protein of 379 amino acids.